This is a messenger RNA of Volvox carteri f. nagariensis, 3441 nucleotides long. RefSeq lists its product as uncharacterized. The record is from RefSeq and is a predicted model, not a curated record. Gene Ontology annotation, molecular function: serine-type endopeptidase activity. The transcript is spliced from 23 exons. Gene Ontology annotation, biological process: proteolysis. Bases 1 to 3441 code for a protein of 1146 amino acids. Lineage: Eukaryota; Viridiplantae; Chlorophyta; Chlorophyceae; Chlamydomonadales; Volvocaceae.
AUGUACUUAAAAGCCGGGCCCAUCGACGAUCUCAAUCAGAAUCCGUUGCUACUCAUCAAUCGCACAAUUUACCCACAAGAUCCUUGGGGGAGUCUUCCCGGGUCGGAAAUUUUCCUCGUUUCCUACGACAACAACACCCAGGUUAAAUUAUUACAGCAGAGCAUUAAAGCCAGCAGAGGAAUUAUACUAUCAUACAUUCCGCACAACACCUUUGUGGUGUUCGGACAGUACUUAAGAAUUGCCCCGGUUGUGGCGGCACAAGGUGUUCAGUGGGCAAGGUACGUCACUGCCCUCAAGAUCGCACCCGAGCUGCUCCCCUUGUUCAGUCCCACCAAUACCUCCAACCAAGAUGACUCCCUCUUCGCACCUUUUGGAAAGCAACAAGGGGACUUGCUGCUCGACGGCAUGGCCACACUAAAACCGAGCUCGCUGGGGAGUACUAACGGAGUGCGUACGAUGCCGGGCGGUUUUGGACUGGCAGCGCCUCAGGAUGGAGGAGGGGCGGAUCCGUCAGGAACGGCCAAUGUCAAUGCAGAGGUUGAGGAUGAGGAAGCUGUACAGUACGGUGUCAUGGUGGAGAUGGUGGCCUUGCAAAGCCUGACCUCGGAUCAUGUGCGGGCGGCAGCGAGGGACUGGCCUGCGGCGAUGGCUGCGUACCUUAAGAGGGGUUACAACCGCAGUGAUGUGUGCUGGCCUGUCAUGGCACCGAUGGGCCGCGACAGCAACAUCCUGUCGGUCUUCUUGUGCAAGAAGGACCUGUCCGGCGGCGUGAUUUGGCUCUCAUCACAGCCAGUCACCCAGAUGGUGUACGGCAUGCUCCGAAGCGAGAGCAUGAACCUGGCAUCGAGCAUGCUGCUGCAAACUGGCCAGCUGAACGACAGCCAAUACGAGAUGGCGUUCAAUAGUUUAAGUCGGCCGUAUUGGGACGCAGGCCUGCAGGGCCAGGGCGAAAUCGUGGGGGUGGGCGACACGGGUGUAGAUGUGGAGCACUGCUAUCUACAGGAUCCCGAGCACAUUGGAGAGUACGGCGCACGGCUCAGCGACCCCUCCGCUGCACUCACCUUCAACAACAUGUCUUACUGGCGCAUUCCGGGCCACCGCAAGAUCGUACAGUACGCCUUCAACCCAGAUACCGGUGAUGUCAAUGACCUGGCUGGCCAUGGAACGCUUUGCGCGGCCAGCGUGGCGGGGGCGGUGCUGGCGGAUCCAGCGGACCCCAACAGCCCCAUGUUGCCUGGGUUGGCCACGGGGACAGCACCCGCGGCCAGGCUCAGCGUGGUGGAUUUCCAGCUAAACUCGCGUUCGGGAUCGGUCCUUUCCGUGCCGGAGCGCUUGGAUACGGAGUACCUGCCGGUCCACGUCGCUGCCGGUGCCACCAUCACCUCCGACUCGUGGGGCAGCUACCUGGCGGGGUACAACACCAAAUCAAAAGCCUUUGACGCGUUCCUGUGGAAGAAUCCCGACUUCAUCUCCCUCCUCGCUGCCGGGAACUACGGCAUGCGAACAUACGAGAAGUAUACCAUCGCUUCGCCCGCACUCGCCAAGAACGUGGUGGCUGUGGGAGCCGGGUACCGCGUGCCGGAAUCGCUGGGCCUUGUGUCGGGGGUGUACGGCAUCACUGCCCUGGAGAUGGUCGCUGCAUUGCCGCCAUACGCAUGUAGCCCGCUGAACACGACCGCCGUGUCGGGCCGUAUCGUACUAGUACUGGCAGGCGGAGGUUGUUCGUUUUACGACAUGGCCACGAACGUGCUCGCAGCUCGUGGUGCUGCAAUGGUCAUCACUCAAAAUACUUUGGCAGCGCCGUAUCCGCCCGUACCCAUCACUGAGGAGUACGAGGUGGUUGAGCUGCCGCUGCCCAUGUCCAUGAUUUAUAAGGACUUGGGGACCAACCUGGUGGACUUCGUUCUCAACAAGGGAGGAAAGCUCUACGUGACUGGUAAACUGAUGAAAGUCGACUCUGACACGGUGGCGGCCUUCAGCGCUUGGGGACCAACAUUGGACGGCCGGAUCAAGCCCGACAUCAUUGCACCUGGCAAGGACAUCAUAUCCGCCGUCCUGUCGUCCGACUACCCGGAGAAUAGCGACUGUGAAUACGGCAAGUACGGCGGGACCUCCGCGGCGGUAGCGCUGGCUGCGGGUACGGUUGCCCUGAUGCGUCAAUACUUCAGGUCGGGCUUCUACCCUGCCGGUUCCAACACCAGCAACCUCACAACGCCCUUCGCACCCUCCGGGAUGCUGCUCAAGGCGCUCAUGAUAGCGGGAGCCAAGAACCUCGAGGGCUCGCUGGCCAUGGCCAAGGCUGCGCUGCUGGGCCCGGCACCCGACGGCGUCCAGGGCUGGGGCCGCCUGAGCAUGGCUGGCUCACUGCCACUGGAGGGUUUCACCGACCCACGGGUCCGUCUACAGCUGCUGGACCGCGGGGAGUUCUCUCAGACAGGACAGAGCGUGGCGGCCAGCGGCCUCUCGGCGACCGGCACCGGCCCCAUCUCCAUAGUGUUGACCUACUAUGAUUACCCAGCUGACACCAACGCCUUCAUUGCGCUUGUGAACAACUUGGACCUCCUCGUCUAUGUCAACGGCCAGGCAUAUCUGGGAAACAACGACCAGGACGCAGCUAACCCCGUUGCCGACAGCGUCAACACCGUUGAGCGGGUGCUGCUCAAGUCGCCUCCUGCCGGGGCCUCUGUCCGCGUCAUGGUGGUGGCGUCGAACCUGCCCUCCCUGAUAUUUGACCCUACCACACCUCAGCGCUGGGCGGUGGCAGUGGUGGGCCACUUCACCGGGAACCUGCAGUCGGAGCUCAACCCCUUCUGGGCAAAGUGGAGAGGCAAGGCUGCUGUCCCCCUCACCUUCCUUCCCAUCGCCACCAUCCUUGCCGCUAUCGCCUCUGGUCCCAAUGUUGACAGAUUCAACCCACCCUCCACCACCACUAUCACCACUCAUACCACUGCGACCGGUCCUCCCGUCGUGGCCGCCGUCCCCAUCACCACCAUUCCCUUUUCCACCCUCAGCGCCACCGCCUUCCCCGCCACCUCUUCCACCGCCGCCAUCGGCAUCAUGGUCCUCUCCGCAGCCACGCGCACCAGCGACGCCUCGCCAGCGACCAAUCCGACCUCCUCGCCCAUUGCCCCCUCCACCACCGCCACGGCCACCGCGAUCACUUUCAAUUCGGCCACCACCACUGCCGCCGCCACCUUCCCCCGCACCCACUCCACCACCACCUGCCCACCCUUCGCCGCCGCCACGCGCACCGCUGCCUCCGCAGCCAAGCCCGCCUCCGGCGCCCCGAAAUCCGUCCCGACCCGCCAGGCCGCCGUCAAAACCUGCAUCAUCAUCGCCUCGACGACCGCGCAGGCCCCCGCCGUCGUCGCCAUCUUAAUCAUCACAGUGACCAAAUCGCCGCUGCGGCCCAGGGAACUCCAAGGCCGUUGCCAUCGGUGA